GGAGAGGACCGGUUUUGCUCUCAGCCCAGCUCUUGCCCUCAACUCGGAUUUUCAUUUACUUUCUCAACCAUUCGUUAACCCAAUAUGAGGCCCUCAAUAGCACGUCUCGGCGAUAUGCCUCCUCCCCGACAUGCCUACCUCAAAUGGUGGGGUGACACCCAUGGUGCUGGAUUGAAGCAGCGUAUGACUGAAUACACCCUCUCGCCACUUCAAUCAAAAGUCGCACCCAACAUGAUUCGAAACUAUGUUUUCAACUUCUACAGACGUGUUUCUGCUGAGGCAAUUUAUAUUCUCGUUCCGUUUGCUCUUGGCUACGGAAUCUAUACAUGGGGCAACAAACGAUAUAACUACAUCAACAGCAAAGCAGGGCACAUCGCUGGGGAACAUCAUUAAACUUCUCUACGUUUUUUCCGAGAACCGGAGAUAGAGGAUCAAACCCGUACAUCGUGUUCUCUGCAUAGUGUAUUACGAUUAAUCAAGGAAGUAGACGCCGUCUUUUUGUCUUCAGGAGCACAAACCGUUCAGUCUUCACACAUGUCAUUGCCAGUUUUGAUCUUUAGCUGGAGCUUAUACGCCUGAUUGUUCGACCUUGAAUGGGUAUUGUUGAUAUAGCUAAACUUCUCUUGGA
Molecule: messenger RNA, 628 nt
Organism: Marasmius oreades (fairy-ring Marasmius)
Lineage: Eukaryota; Fungi; Basidiomycota; Agaricomycetes; Agaricales; Marasmiaceae
Exons: 6
Coding region: 85-393 (102 amino acids)
Biological process (GO): mitochondrial electron transport, ubiquinol to cytochrome c
Source: RefSeq, a predicted model, not a curated record